AUGGCAGGCAUUUUGGAGGCCGAUGGAGUGGUCUAUAUAACAGCAGUGGAUAAACCUUGGGUUGGAGAAUUCUCUGACUUGAAUCAGCAGGUGUGGAUCCUUCAGGGUCAGACUCUCGUGACGGUUCCAAGGAACAGCGGUGUGACUCCAGUCGCUGUCACUGUUAUCCCAUGCAAGAAUCCAGGCUCUCUUGAGAAAGACAAAGGGAUUCCCAUUUAUUUGGGAAUCCAGAAUCCAGAAAUGUGUCUGCAUUGUGAGGACGUUGGAGGACAGCCCAAAUUGCAGCUGAAGGAUCAGAAUAUACUGGAGCUGUACAACCAAGCUGAGCCCAUGGAGCCCUUCCUUUUCUACCAUGGCCAGACAGGCAGUACCUCCACCUUUGAGUCCGUGGCCUUUCCCGGCUGGCUCAUUGCCUCCUCCAAGAGAGGCCAGCCCAUCUUUCUCACUUCGGACCUUGGGAAAAUGUACAGUACUGACUUCCGUAUAGAUUUAAAGAUUUAA
Molecule: messenger RNA, 501 nt
Organism: Mesoplodon densirostris (Blainville's beaked whale)
Lineage: Eukaryota; Metazoa; Chordata; Mammalia; Artiodactyla; Ziphiidae
Product: interleukin-36 gamma-like
Exons: 4
Coding region: 1-501 (166 amino acids)
Biological process (GO): positive regulation of gene expression; inflammatory response to antigenic stimulus; cytokine-mediated signaling pathway
Molecular function (GO): cytokine activity; interleukin-1 receptor binding
Source: RefSeq, a predicted model, not a curated record